UGUACUUGAACGCAUCACUUGCUGGCUAUGCAAAGCGGACCGAAAGAUCAGGACUGCUUCAACUAAGCUUGUCAGACGGUAGGUCAGUAUGGAGCCCCUCCCGGACGCGGCAGCAGCGGCGACUGACCCACCGGCUCCAAACUUCUCCCAGGUGGUCUUCAUCGACAUCCCGCACUCAUACCCGCCGUCCAGCCCGAUCACCUGCCGCUUUACCCUCAGCACUGCCUUCCAGGCACAUCCCAGGGACUGGGUGGGGAUCUUUAAGGUGGGAUGGAGCUCAACAAAGGAUUAUCAUACAUUUGUUUGGGUUGAGGCAGUUCAUGAUCCUCGACAGACAGAAACAAGACAGGCUGUCUUUAAAGAGUACUACCUUCCUAAAGACGAGAUCGAGUUCUACCAGUUCUGUUACAUUGACAACUCGGGGCAGGUGCGAGGAGCCAGCACUCCCUUCUGUUUCAGAAAUCCAUCAGAGCAAAACGCAGAGAGCAUCGAGGAGGACGACCUGCUGGUUAUCACGACACAGGACCAAGUUGAAAAGAGUCGGCGGGAGAAAGCUGAGCUACAGGAACAGCUGGAGCAGAUGAGAGCAGAAAAUGAAGCCUUAAAAAGUGCUCUGCAGAAAGACAUGGGCAGCUUUAAGGAGCAGAAUGCUCAGCGAGAGGAGGAAAAGGCUAAGCUGGUCAAAGACAUGGAUCAGGUGAAGGAGCAGAAUGAAAAACUCAAGCAAACGCUGCAGAUGCAGAUGAAGGAGAACGACCGUUUAAAGGAGGAGAUGAUGAUCCAGAUGACCAAGGAGUUGGACAUACAGAGACAAAACUCUACAGAGCAGGAAAAAUCAAGUCUGUCUUUGAGAAGUAAUGAGGAGAGAUACGAUCGAGCUGUGAUGAAGAUCAAUCAGAUGAAAGAAGAGCGUGAGGAGCUGAAAGGGAAGAUUGUGGCACAGAGUGAUGAGAUUACAAAACUGAAAGCUAACCUCAGAGAAAAAGAACGAGAGUUGUCAAAAACCACGGAUUAUAUCCAGCUUCUGCAGGUUGAUCUUCAGAGUACCAACAAAGAGAAUGAACUGCUCUCUGCAGAGCAGCAAAAGCUGCUGGGCCUCAAAGGCAGCAUGGAUGAACUGAAAAGGGAAAACCUGGAAUUACGUACAAAGCUCUCACAACUAGAAUCACUGCAGAAUGCUCCUCAGGAUGAGCUCAGGGUGCAGUGUCAGACUCUCACUAGGGAGUUGCAGGAAGCGCUGACAAAGCUGGUGACGGAGCGGGAGGAGACGAGGGCCAUCAAGAGACGAGCUGAGCUCUCAGAAAGUGAGCUGCAAGAUGUGAAGGAGCAGCUGUCGGGUUUGGCCCAAAGCUGUGAUAUAGAGCAGCGUCAGAAAAGCAAAUAUGAGAUGCAGGUCAUGGAGAUGAAUGAAUUAUUAGCAGAUAGAAACAUCGCAAUUCAAGACAAAGAACAAGAGAUUUUGCUAAUCAAGCAGGAAAGAGAUGAGCUUAUUAGAGAAAACCAGGGGCUCAAGGGUGACGUGGAGAGGCUUCGCGCACUUUAUACAAACAGCCCAACCACAGCUGAGGAGCCAUCAUAUGUGGAGCCGGAGCUCCUCGUGCCAGGCGGUGAUGGUCUAGCCGGCCAAGACCAGCAGCACAGACCGGAUCGGCCUGACAACAUAUAUGAGACCAUAGAUAGCAUGCAAGUAGCGCAAGAAGAGCAGGUGAUGGUGUGCCGUCACUGCCAGGAGAGCUUCCCCGGCAUCACGCAGCAGGAGCUGGAGCAGCACGAGCAGAGUCACCGAGUGUGUCCGUUCUGCACGAUGAUCUGUGACACCAUGGAGCAGUCCGUGUUUGAAGAUCACGUCUACAGCCACGAGCUGUGAGAGCUGCAUCACCAAAAUGCUUUUUCUGAUUUUAUUUUUUUAGUGGUGGAAAAACUGACACUUUUUUUUGUAUCAUUUCCAAUAAUAAUAACCUGCAAAAAUUAUAAGCUAACAUGCAUUUAAGGGAGAUUGUAGACUUUUUGGUGGCAUGUUAAUGAAAAAGCAAUCGAGAUAAAGGAUAAUGGCAGAAAGAUAGUUGUAUAAACACAAAUAUUCUUAAUUAAGGGAUAGAAUAUAUUACUAAUCAAAGGUUUAUGAUUAGGGCUGAAACUGUUAAUUGGAUUAAUCGAUUGUUGUAAUAAUCCACUAAUUUAGUAAUUGUUUUAUCAUUAACUGGAGCAUACAUUAAAACGUUCUAUUAGCUGACAGAGCGACUCAUUUAGAGCACUAAUUAAACAAAA
Molecule: messenger RNA, 2268 nt
Organism: Cyprinodon variegatus (sheepshead minnow)
Lineage: Eukaryota; Metazoa; Chordata; Actinopteri; Cyprinodontiformes; Cyprinodontidae
Gene: calcoco2
Product: calcium binding and coiled-coil domain 2
Exons: 15
Coding region: 89-1867 (592 amino acids)
Source: RefSeq, a predicted model, not a curated record